Mytilinidion resinicola is the source of this 2146-nucleotide messenger RNA. RefSeq lists its product as uncharacterized. The transcript has 8 exons. Gene Ontology annotation, molecular function: dipeptidyl-peptidase activity. The coding region runs from base 158 to 2146 and encodes 662 amino acids. Lineage: Eukaryota; Fungi; Ascomycota; Dothideomycetes; Mytilinidiales; Mytilinidiaceae. Gene Ontology annotation, cellular component: cytoplasm. The record is from RefSeq and is a predicted model, not a curated record.
GUACGGCUGGUGAGUGAUUCGAGGGAUUCUACAGAGCCUCAUUCACGGAACCUCAGCCUCGUCCAAGGUUUCACCUAAUCUUGCAAAGUGCAACUUCCCAAUCCUCACCAACAACGUAAAUUCAUCUGUCACGCUCCUAGAUCCCUGAAAGUCAGAUAUGGGUGUUUCCAGAGAUACGCUAUUCGCAGAUACAGAUGCGCCAAUAUGUAAAAUCCCAUGUGCGACGGCCUUCUCAGAGCUGAAUCAGCAGGAGAGACUGUACACGCACCACAUGUGCAGAGCAUCAUUCCAUGGGGCCCGAGUACUUCUGCGACAGACAUCUCAGGAAUCAGAGGAAAUAUUCGACCUCAUCAUAGCCUUGUCCAAGGCUGCGGGAGGACAAUGGGGGCAGUUUGCAAACAGCAGAGGAGUGAGCGGUGACGAUCUCAAGUACUUCCUCGAAUAUGCAUCCAUGUUUUUGGGAAACGUUGGGAAUUAUCGGGUGGGGCACUCGAACUCUGGCGAAGUCUCGUACUUAUCUCUUCAUAGUCAACCAGUGAUACAAAAAUUUGUUCCAAGAUUGAGCACCGCGGCCCUCGAGAAUCUCUGUCAAGCAAAUGAUGAGACGAAAACCCUUUACAAGGCUGUUGCUAAAAGGGUGUAUGCCACGAGCCCGUAUCAGUACGGAUUCUCUGCCGACAGGAGCUCCUCCAGUGGCUAUUACCCAAGCGAGUCUCUCAUCUCGAAGCAGGAAGUCGACGCAAUAGACGAGACCCUUUUCAAACAUGGCAUCCUUCUCGAGAACACGCGCAUAUCAAAAAAAGACUCCGAAAGUUCCAAUCUGGCAUCUUUUGUGCUGCACAUUACAUCAUCUGAAACAUCGUGGCUACCGUCCUCUGUACCGUCUCCCUAUCUUGACUUUCCGGGCGGCAAAGUGCUAAAAUUACAAACCGGCGAUCAUGCAGACUCUCUCAAGAAGGUGGUAAGCGAGCUCGAGCACGCUAAAAACUACGCUGGUAAUGAUACUCAGGAGAACAUGAUCUCAGCCUUGAUUAGUUCCUUUAAGACGGGGAAUCAUGAAGAGUUCAAAAGGGCACAGAUUUACUGGGUGCAAGAUCGAUCGCCUGCCAUUGAAUCCGUUAUCGGAUUCAUCGAAAACUACCAAGACCCACAAGGAAUCCGGGGGGCAUGGGAAGGCAUCAUUGCUGUUGUCAAUAAGAUCCAAAGCAAGUCGUUCACGGAGUUAGUAGAAAGAUCCUCCGAGUUUAUCAGUGCUUUUGAGACUUCUGAGUUUAUCAAGCCCGACUUCACUAGCCUGGAUACAAUCGGGUUCGUUAAAUCGGAAAGUCCAGCAGGGCUCAACCUUCCCAACUUUGAAGAUAUUUGUCAAACGGUUGGCUCCAAGAACCUCGAGUUUGGUAACGUGGACAAUGCCAAUCCUCCCGACGAAAAGAUACCCUUUAUUCGCGAAGAAGAGCUUGAAUUUAUGCGCGAGUAUAGGGAGAUGGUGUUCGAAGUACUAAUCGCCUGCCACGAGCUGCUCGGUUAUGGAUCUGGAAGAGUUACAUUAUGGUACAAACAUGGCCAAACUUGGUCAGCCAUAUUUGGUGCUGAUGUAAACGCGCUGGAAGAGUGCCGUGCGGAUGGGGUGUCCUUGGUCUUGCUUACUGACGAACGUAUCCUUAAAAUUUUCUGGUAUAGCGGAGAGGUCGCAAAACACGUUAUCUAUGCCGGCUACCCGAUAUUUCUCUAUAGGGCUAUCAAAGGUCUAUCCAGAUGGAAUCCAGAAACGAAGGCAUUAAGGGGAAUCCCAAUUUCACCACUAUCUAACAAUGUUUCGGGCAAAUUUGCGCUGUUGAGAUGCAUCCUCAACUGCGGUCCGGACAUCCUCCGCAUUAAGGAGCGGCACGACGACAUUAAGAUCGUGCUUAAUGAAUUAAAGAUAACGACCCAUGCUGUGCCAACAUUGCGCAAGUUCCUGCUAAAACUGCAGAUCGACGUAGAUGACACCUUCGCGAGGUAUCACCUAAUCGUCCUGGCGAAAGAGUCACCUCGCAUCCAGUAUGUCCAACCAAAUACAUUCGUGGAAUAUGAAGAAGUAAACUUGCGAGAGUAUCCGGCGACAAAGGAGGCGUUGAUCCAGAGUUGGGUUGAAAGGGAUAUUUGA